AUGGCCAUUUUUACAGCUCCUCGCUCCUUGAACAAUGUCCUCGCCCAGGACCCUUUUGGGUCCAGCCUUAUCGCAGGCGCCAACAUGCAAAUCCAAGCUAGCCACCCUUCCUUUUUCCACCUCGUCCUACUCGUCUUCGAAGCUGUCUUGGAGGUAGUAUGCGUCUCUUUACCAGGCUACCUCGUAGCCCGACAAGGGCUCUUUGACGCUGAAGCCCAAAAGUUCGUCGCGAACCUGAACGUGAUGCUCUUCACUCCUUGUCUGAUCUUCAUCAAGCUCGGCUCCCAAUUGACCGCGGAGAAACUCACCGAUCUCGCGAUCAUCCCUGUGAUCUUCAUUGUUCAAACUGCCGUGUCCUACUCGUGCGCAUUUAUUGUCACACGAUGCUGUGGUUUCAGGAGACGCCAGUCCAAUUUUGUGACUGCGAUGGCGGUGUUCGGCAACUCUAAUUCCCUCCCAAUCUCCUUGGUGAUUUCACUCUCAGCAACCUUGAAAGGCCUCCAUUGGCAUCGCGUCCCAAACGAUAAUGACGAUGAAGUCGCCGCCCGCGGUAUAUUGUACCUCCUCAUUUUCCAACAGCUAGGUCAACUUGUACGGUGGAGCUGGGGGUACCAUGUUCUCUUAGCGCCGAAGGACCGGUACCUCGAGGAGGAGGAACGCGAAGAGACAGGCCAAACCGUGAUUGAACAGGGCCAAGCUCGCUAUACCGAUAACCCGAUACAAACGGACCCCGAUGAGCCGCUGGUGCGCACCCGCAGCUCCGAAGAUCACCAUCAUGCAUCCAACGGCCAUGCAGACGGCGGAAAUUUCGAAUCCGGAGGUCAAACUCCGGUAUCAAGUCGGGCUUACAGCUACAGCAAGGUCUCCUCCACACACUCCGACGAGGAGCCCGACUCUGACGAUCCACCAUCUGUCAUCGGACCACCACCUAUGGGUCCCUUCCUCCCCCGACCCAGCACAGACGGCAACAUUCUCCUAUUCCCCGAUGUAGAAGCCACAGCUCGAGAAACCCACCAGACGAAACAAACCUACGCUCAGCGUUUCAAAGCAUCUAUCCGCCGACGCAGCUCCCACUUACGCCGCUUCUUCUCCCAAAAAAGCGAUGCACUGUACGCCCGUCUCCCUACAAAGGCGCAAAAGACCAUCUCAUGCACCGCACGGUGGAUCUGCCGCUUCUUCCGCGGAGCAUGGGACUUCAUGAACCCUCCCCUGUGGGCCAUGCUAGUCGCCAUCAUCAUCGCCUCGUUCCCAGCACUCCAGCACCUCUUCUUCGACGACGGCACCUUCAUCCGCAACUCUGUAACACGAGCAGUGGAACAAAAUGCCCAGGUUGCUGUUCCGCUGAUCCUAGUCGUGCUAGGCGCUAAUUUAGCCCGGAACACGCUGCCGGAGGAAGCGCUCGCUGACAUCGAGCAUCCAAAGGCAGAGCAGAAGCUCAUUAUUGCCUCUUUGCUUGCACGGAUGUUUCUACCCACGCUUAUCAUGGCGCCGCUGUUGGCGUUGAUGGCUAAGUUCGUCCCGAUAAGCAUUCUGGAUGAUCCUAUCUUUAUCAUUGUCUGCUUCUUGCUUACUGGUGCACCGUCGGCAUUGCAACUUGCGCAGAUUUGCCAGAUCAAUAAUGUCUACGUUGGUGCUAUGUCUAAGCUUUUAUUCCAGAGCUAUGUUGUUUGGAUUCUUCCUUCAACUCUCAUCCUCGUCAUGUGUGCACUCGAAGUCCUGGAAUGGGCCGCCUAA
Messenger RNA from Penicillium angulare, 1734 nucleotides. RefSeq names its product Auxin Efflux Carrier superfamily. The transcript is spliced from 4 exons. Gene Ontology annotation, biological process: transmembrane transport. The coding region runs from base 1 to 1734 and encodes 577 amino acids. Gene Ontology annotation, cellular component: endoplasmic reticulum; membrane. The record is from RefSeq and is a predicted model, not a curated record. NCBI's taxonomy places the organism in Eukaryota, Fungi, Ascomycota, Eurotiomycetes, Eurotiales, Aspergillaceae.